Molecule: messenger RNA, 6209 nt
Organism: Columba livia (rock pigeon)
Lineage: Eukaryota; Metazoa; Chordata; Aves; Columbiformes; Columbidae
Product: probable cation-transporting ATPase 13A4
Exons: 32
Coding region: 800-4417 (1205 amino acids)
Biological process (GO): intracellular calcium ion homeostasis; polyamine transmembrane transport
Cellular component (GO): late endosome membrane; endoplasmic reticulum membrane
Molecular function (GO): ATPase-coupled monoatomic cation transmembrane transporter activity; ATP binding; P-type ion transporter activity
Source: RefSeq, a predicted model, not a curated record
CACCCCCGGCACCGCCUGGGCUCACCCCUGCGGUCGGGCCCAGUCCCGGGUGGACUGUGCUUACCCCAAGGCCUUCCACGCCGCUUAAAUAAGAUUCCCAGAUGAGUUCGCAGCUAUUGUCGCGCUGGAGAAGCGGGUGGAAUGUGUGGCAGCGCUGCCUUGAGAGCUGGGAAACACAAAGCGUGUCCACAUGGGCCGCUUGGCAAAGAUAUCAAUCUCUCUAAUAACAAUGGUCUGUAGGAGCAGAAAUUUUCAAUAGGAGCUGGACUAAGCCCAUGAAUAGUGAACGGUUUGGAUGAGCCUUGAUUCCUCCCUGGAGACCUGGGUUUGGUGGGAUGCUCUGCAUGCAGCUCAUCUCCCUGCCCUGUGAAAGGGCAGCCAAGGACCCCUACUGCACCUCAGUCUUCUACAGACACUAGAAAGAGCAAGGCUGACGUUUGGAGAAAUGGCAAAAGCUGACCAGGCAGAAAAAGCAUGUGUGGCACUCCUGUUUUCCACGCCUGGAACCUCCCAAAAUAAUGAGUCAUUUCACAGAAUCAUCAGGCUGUUUUGGACAAGUGCCUUUGAGUGAAUUUUGCAUAUAGCCUCACAGUCGCCAAACUCCAACAGCAGAAUGAAGGGAGGAGGGAUGAAUGUUACCUGCUUGCCCCACAGAGAGGGAGGAGCUUCAGUUUUCAAACAUCAGCAGAGUUAUAAGCAAGGUGUGUACUUAAAGCACUUCCUCAAUGUGGAAGUUCAAGCUCACAAGGCUGAAGACCUGUCCUGAGGGUGCUCUAGAAAGUCUCCAGAGGGUCAUUUCAUGGGGGAAAAUCCUGCCAAGAACCAUUAUGCGCAGCUUAACCAGGGAGAAGAGAAUGAGAUGGAGAUUUUUGGCUACAAAACCCAAGGCUGCCGAAAGGCCUUGUGCAUUGCGGGAUACAUCUUGUCCUGUGGGGCUCUGCUGCUGCUGUUUUACUGGAAGCCAGAGUGGGAUGUGUGGGCAAACUGCAUCCGCUGCAGCUUGGAAGAAGCGGAUGUUGUUCUGCUUAGAACAACAGAUGAGUAUCAGAUUUAUUCUCGUAAGACCGUAACGUGGAUCUCUGUGUCUGCACUUAUCAAAAGUAGAUCGGAUUAUCCAACCAUUGCUGAGGAAGACUCACUCUUCAGCAAAGCCAUAACAAAGCCAAGUUUGCAAGUGAGGAGUAUCCAGGUACAAAAAAUCCGCUAUGUCUGGAAUAUCUGUGCAAAACAGUUCCAGAAAGUUGGAGCCCUAGAAGAUCACCACACUUGCUCAGCUAUACAUGCCAAAUUUGGUUCUGGUCUCACCUGCGAUGAGCAGAAUGUCAGGAGAGUUAUAUGUGGGCCAAACACUAUUGAUGUUCCAGUUAUCCCUAUUUGGAAACUACUUGUCAAAGAGGUCUUAAAUCCAUUUUACGUGUUCCAGCUGUUCAGUGUGUGUCUGUGGUUUGCUGAAGAAUACAUGGAGUAUGCCAUUGCCAUCAUAAUCAUGUCUCUCCUCUCGAUUUUUUUGACAGUAUAUGAUCUUAGGCAGCAAUCAAUUAAACUGCACAGACUGGUUGAGUCUCAUAACAACAUGAUGGUCACUGUCUGCAGAAAUAAGGAAGGUUUCCAAGAGCUGGAAUCACACCAUCUUGUUCCUGGAGAUGUGCUGGUUUUGAAAGAGAGCAAAACCCUCUUGCCUUGUGAUGCCAUUCUGAUCAGCGGGCAGUGUGUUGUAAACGAAAGCAUGCUGACAGGGGAAAGUAUUCCAGUAACAAAGACCCACUUACCCCCAGCUGAUAAUUGCAAGCCCUGGAGAGUGCACUGUGCAGAGGAUUACAAAAAACAUGUCCUCUUCUGUGGAACAGAGGUCAUACAGACCAAGGCAGAUGACAGAGGAGCAGUGAAAGCUGUGGUGCUGCGAACUGGUUUCAAUACAGCCAAAGGGGAUCUGGUGAGGUCCAUUCUCUACCCUAAACCCAUGAACUUCAAGCUGUACAGAGAUGCCCUCCGGUUCCUGAUGUGUCUCAUAGCAUUUGCAGCCAUUGGAAUGAUCUACGCAGUGUGUGUAUUUGCACUUAAUGGGGAGGAGACAGGAGAAGUGGUGAAGAAGGCUUUGGAUGUUAUCACUAUUGCUGUCCCCCCAGCUCUGCCAGCUGCCUUGACAACAGGGAUCAUUUAUACCCAGCGGAGGCUGAAGAAAAAGGGCAUCUUCUGCAUCAGCCCACAAAGGAUCAACAUGUGUGGACAGCUGAACCUCAUCUGCUUUGACAAAACUGGCACCUUAACAGAAGAUGGCCUGGAUCUUUGGGGCUUGCUGCCCUCUGAAAGAAACGGCUUCCAGGAUGUUCACAGCUUUCCUGCAGACCGCAGCCUGCCUUGGGGCCCAGUGUUCAGAGCUAUGGCGGUCUGUCACUCAUUAAUUGUUUGGGAGGGCAAGAUCCAAGGAGACCCACUGGAUGUGAAGAUGUUUGAGGCCACUAACUGGGUGAUAGAUGAUUCCAGCGGACACCAGAUUGAAGGUCAUGGAUCCACACAUGCCACAGUUGUUAGACCUGGGCCUAAAGCCAGCAGUGCCCCAGUGGAAGGAGUUACCAUUUUACAUCAGUUUCCAUUUUCUUCAGCUUUGCAGAGAAUGUCUGUCAUUGCCCAGGAAAUUGGUGGUGAACAACAGGUCUUCACAAAAGGGGCUCCAGAAACGGUAGCCAUGUUAUGUAGGGCAGAAACGGUUCCACCAAACUUUGAAAGCAAGCUUCGGCUCUACACAGCGCAGGGCUUCAGGGUCAUUGGACUGGCGUGUAAAUCUCUCCAGGCAGGGAAGCAAUCUAUGGAUCUGACAAGGGAGGAGAUAGAAUCUGAUCUGACAUUCCUGGGUCUGCUGAUAAUGGAGAAUCGAUUAAAGAGGGAGACAAAGCCUGUCCUGGAAGAGCUCAGUGCUGCCCGAAUCAGGAGUGUUAUGCUCACAGGUGACAACAUUCAGACAGCUGUAACUGUUGCCAAAAAUGCUGGGAUGGUUUCUCCGAUGAACAGAGUGAUUCUUGUGGAAGCAAAUGAAAUACCUGGAUCUUUUUCAGCAUAUAUAACCUGGAAACCACUAGAAGAAAACAAAACUGGAGAUUACAGAACCCUGGAGAAUGACAGUCAGACUGAAAGAAGAAUCAAGCCAGCAUUGGAGUCGGGCCAGUAUCAUUUUGCUAUGAGUGGAAAAUCUUACCAAAUCAUAGCACAACAUUUCAGGCACUUACUUCCAAAGCUCCUGCUGAAUGGAACAGUUUUUGCUCGAAUGUCUCCUGGUCAAAAAUCCAGCCUUGUUGAAGAGUUUCAAAAGCUGGAUUACUUUGUGGGCAUGUGUGGAGAUGGAGCCAAUGACUGUGGGGCUUUGAAAGUGGCACAUGCAGGGAUAUCACUGUCGGAGCAGGAGGCAUCUGUGGCUUCACCUUUCACAUCCCGAACCCCCAGCAUAGCAUGUGUGCCAGAGCUAAUCAGGGAAGGCCGUGCUGCCCUUGUCACUUCCUUCUGCAUGUUCAAGUACAUGGCGCUGUACAGCACCAUUCAGUACCUUGGUGUUCUCCUGCUGUACUGGCAACUAAACUCUUUUGGGAAUUACCAAUUUUUGUUCCAAGAUCUGGCUAUUACCACUGUAAUUGGUGUGACAAUGAGUUUCACGGGUGCCUAUCCAAAGCUGGUUCCCUACAGGCCUCCUAGCCAACUUGUCUCGCCCCCGCUGCUGCUCUCUGUUGUACUUAACAUCCUCUUCAGCCUCAGCAUGCAGAUUUUCGGGUUCGUGGUGGUCCAGGAGCAGCCUUGGUAUUCCAAGACUGAUAUACACAGUGCCUGCCUCUUGAUGAACAAUCACAUGGAGAAUUCCUCCUCUAUUUCCAGCCUGGGACAUGGUGGGAUGAGAGAUGUAACCCUUGAGCAAAUGGACAAUGGCUACAAGAGCUAUGAAAACACCACAGUGUGGCUGCUAAGUACCAUCAACUGCAUCAUUGUAGCACUAGUGUUUUCCAAGGGAAAGCCUUUCAGGCAACCUGUCUACACAAACUAUGUGUUCAUACUGGUGCUCAUAGGACAGCUGGGCAUUUGCCUCUUCUUGCUGUUUGCUGAUAUUGAUGAUCUCUACUCUAAGAUGGAUCUUGUUUGCACCCCUACCAUGUGGCGGAUCUCCAUGUUGAUGAUGCUUGCGGUCACAUUCGCUAUGUCCUUUAUUGUCGAGGAAGCUGUCAUAGAGAACAGACCCCUGUGGCUGCUGCUGAAAAAGACCUUCCGGUACCAGUCAAAGAGCCAUUACAAAAGGCUGCAGCGAGUGUUAGACCAGGACCCAGCCUGGCCACCUCUGAAUGAAACCUUCUUCUCAGACUCUGUGGCAAUAUCUGUGGAGGGAAAUAUGGGAGGCCACAGCAAUCCAACAUUUGACAGCAACGAGGAUGCACUCUGAAGGAAAAUACAGAAGACACAUUUCCAGGACAUUUGCAGUUGGCUGUUGAAGGACUAUCUCAGAGACAUAAGAGGAAGGACCAACUCCUCACUGCUCCCCUAUUCUGAGACUAAUCAGCUCUGGCUUAUUUUUAAAUUAACUGGAAGCAGAAAAGCUGGCUGCAGUAGCAUGAAGCCACAACAGUGUUUCCCCUGUCCUCUUGCCCAUGUAUGAAUGGCUGCCAGCUGAAAAUGGAACAGCUUGCUGAAUAUUGACAAAGUAUUCAUGGUUGAAAAACCCCACUGCUGCAUUCCUCUCUUGAACUGCAUUGUGAAGUCCAUAAAGGAAGGGGCUCCUCCAGAUGAGAAGUAGCUAAUUCAGAUACCAGCACUCCCCUGGGGAGAUUCCCUUCAACAGAACAUUUAGAACUUACUCCUGAUAGAGGCUGCUCAUUGACAGGUCCUGGGACUCCUAGAGCUCUUGAAGUUUCAGAUAAUUCUACCUGGUGUCUGGCAUUUCUUGGGGCUUUUUCCCCUUCUGGCAGUCCUUGGCUUUGUGGAGCUGCAAAUAGCUGAAGCCUUCUAGAAGCAUCCGCUCCCAACACCGUUGUGCAGAGCUCUGUUGCUAGCUCACUGCUACCAGGCAACAUGUUUGCCAUCUUCUCAGUUUAAAAUGUGGUGCUUGCAUUUUCUAAGUGAAAAAACUAUUGACCUACAGAGCAGAGUGAUAUAAUCGUUUAACAGUUCUUUUUUGAGGGAGGUAUUUGCUCAGUAUAUCCAUUUCAAAAAUGUAGAAUGAAACACAUGAUAAUUGCAAAUUAUGAUCUCAUUCUGUACAAGGACAUGCCGUCCCUUGUGGUGUGAGCUCGCUGUGCUAGAGUGGCUGCUGCACGGCUGGGCUGCUGCCUGGCAUCAGCUCCUGGUUUACCAGUGCCAAACCAAGCAGAUACUGAAGGCAUGACUACCCCCAAGGGCGUCAGUCCUGAAUUAUAAGACGGUUGAGCCAUCUAGGUCUCAGAACAAUUUUGUUAAAUCCUGUGGCAUGCUCUGAAGUUGAACCAUCUGAGGGCUUUGACUCUGGUUUCCAACCACAAUUGCACAUUCUACACGCCAUGUGUCAUUCAUCAAGUUGUAUUCCUCACCUCUUAACCUUGGAUGGAGAUUUCUGCUCACUCUGCUGUGCUGAGUGCAUAAAUGCAACAGCGCUGCUCAUUUCUGCAGGUUUUACCUACUAAAAAAAGCAGCUUCUACUAGCACAAAUUCUCUUAGCCCUUUGACGCCAGGCUGGCUUCCUGCUCAUCAUGUUUUGUAGUCUCUGUUCCCAGCUGAGUACAACAAGACAUCAGUCAGAGAGGCUUUAGACCAAGAGGAACACUUCCUUCUUCGGAUAAAGUGUGCAGGGGAGUUGGCCCCUUGAACUGACACCAAAAUUUGUUUGUUGUAGCUGGAGCUUGCCUGUGCUUUAGUGAUGGGGCUGAAGAGCACAAUGGGAGCACUUUGGUGUUGGGGAAUGGACGUUCCCACUCCUCCAUGCUAAAGAACGCUUGGGUUGUGACAGAAGCUCAGAAUCAGGCAGGUUGGGAGUCACAGUAAAGAUUCCCUUGGUCUUUAAGGGUAAAAAGUAGCUCUGGAAAACUGAGAGCAGAUCAGAGGAGAUUAUGGAUUGUUUUGAUUAAAUAUGUCCAUACCAGAACAGCGUUUGAAAAUAAUUUAACUUGAAUUUAAAAAAAAAAACCAAUACUAUUUUUCUUAAAAGAAAAAAAAUGCCAAACCAAAAAUGUUUCAACUUGAAUAAAACAUUUACUUGACUCAAA